AUGGCAGCGAAAAACGUUGUUUUAAGUGCAAAACUUGUAAAUGUAAUAAAAACAACCACAGCGUCCAGGCAAAAAGUACUUGGUCGAGAGUUUUGUUUUACCAAUGCCCGCCAGUUUUCUUUGACAAGGUCAAACAACAUAGAACUUCCUACCCAAAGAGCCAAGCUUGUAAAUAGCUACUACCAUGGUACUUCUCCAUUUCCGUUGUCGGACCUGACUCUUGGCAAAGCACUGCAGCAAACUGUUGAAAAAUACCCAGAUAGGGAAUGCCUGGUUUUCUGUGAGAAUGAUCAGCGUUUGACUUUCUCCGAAUUCAUGAUAGAGGUUGACAAGUUAGCUGCUGGUUUGCUCAAGCUUGGUCUAAAACAAGGGGACAGAAUUGGGAUUUGGGGACCAAGUACAAGAGACUGGGUUGUCACCCAGUUUGCGACCGGGCGCAUUGGACUAAUUUUGGUUAACGUAAACCCAGCGUAUCAGACUUCUGAAAUGGAAUAUGCAUUACGUAAAGUUGGUUGUAAAGCUAUUAUAUCUGACGUGACUUAUAAGACGCAAAAUUAUUAUGAUAUGAUACGAGAGACCUCCCCGGAGAUUGAUUUUUGCCAAGAAGGCCAGCUUAAAAGUCACCGGCUUCCCGAUUUGACCACAGUUAUAAUGAUGGGGGAAAAACACUUUCCGGGAACUUAUCGGUUUUCUGACGUUAUGAAUGCAGGAGGGCCGAAAGAAAUCGCCCAAGUUCACAACUGUCAGUCGUCGUUACAGAUGGACGACCCUAUUAAUAUUCAAUUUACUUCUGGCACAACAGGCCACCCAAAAGGUGCAACUUUAACCCAUCAUAAUAUUAUCAACAACGCUCUUCUUAUUGGAAACCGGAUCGGUUUUGACGAUGACCACGACAGAGUCCUAUGCCAGGUGCCAUUAUACCACUGUUUUGGAAUGGUGGCAGGUACUUUGUGUAUGGCAGUGUACGGGCAAACGAUGGUAUUUGCUGUUGCUGGUUACGACCCUGCUGCUAGUGUAAGAACACUCAUAGCAGAAAACUGCACAACAAUAUUUGGAACACCUACCAUGUACAUUGACGUGUGUUCACAUGCCGAAAGUAUCAACGCCAAAUUUACUGGACUUACUAAAGGUGUAAUGGCGGGUUCUCCAUGUCCCAUUGAAGUUAUACACCGCGUUGAUAGAGUACUUGGAACUAAAGUACAGGUGGCUUAUGGAAGCACAGAGACCAGUCCCGUUACAUGCUUCAUGUUUCGAAAUGACCCAGAUGAAAAACGAACUACCACUGUUGGAAAAGCACUUGCAAACACAGAAAAUAGAAUUGUGGACGUAGCCGGCAAAAUUGUUCCAGUCAACACUGCUGGUGAGGUCCAGUCUCGUGGUUAUUGUGUUAUGGUUGGAUAUUGGAAUGAUAAAGAAAAAACUGCAGAAGCAAUUGAUGAUCAGGGGUGGUAUCACACUGGUGAUAUCGGUGAAAUGGACGAAGAAGGAUAUGUCAGAGUGAUCGGACGAAUAAAAGAUAUGAUUAUACGUGGAGGAGAAAAUGUUUACCCAACUGAAGUUGAAGACUUUCUACACACUCAUCCGAAAAUAGAUGAUGUUCAGGUGAUAGGAUUGCCUGAUAAACGACUUGGGGAAGAAGUAGCUGCAUGGAUAAGAGUAAAAGAAGGGGAAAAACUAACUGAGAAAGAAAUUAAGGAAUACUGUAAAGGAAAGAUCUCCCAUUUCAAAAUACCGAAAUACAUAAAGUUUGUCACUGAUUUUCCUAUUACUGUAACGCGAAAGGUACAGAAAUUUAAAAUGAGAGAAGAACAUUCAAAAGAGCUGGGCUUAUAACUCUUUUCAAUUGCUUAUUUUAACUAUGCAUUCAAAUUAUGCAGCCUAUUUUUAAUUGUGUUGUAAUUUAUGGUGUGCAUGUAAUUUUUAUUACUAAAAGGGUAUUUACCGUAUACAAACAAAAAAUUAAUUUUUUGUAUGUAGGCCUAUCAGAUAGAAAUGCUCAAAUGUGAUAUAAACAGUUUUAAAUGUACUGACAAACUUUUUUGGCAAAGUUACAAAAGUCGAAAAAACAAAUCUUCUGAGAAAAUAGUCUUAAAAAUGUGUGCCCCUAAAAAAUAUGUGUUAAAAUCUUAAAUCUAGCCGCUGGAGUAUAAAAAUCAGUCGUGUGACAUUACAUGAGAUUUUUCAAAAGAAAAGUGUCAAUCAAAAAUCAGCCAUUCGUAAAGUACUAAAUUACAUUGUUCUAGUUUUGUUACAAUGAGUGUAUCUUCUUUGUUAACAAAUAUAAAACUUCACCAAGGUGAUUCUAGAAUACAGAUCUUAGAGGCUUCACGAACAAAAAACCUUUCGUAUUAAUUAAAACAAUUAAAUUAAAUUCUCGAUGUUUCUCAGAUAUACUUACGUACGGAUAGGAUAAAGUAAAUGGUGCGGCAGUCGAAGACUCUAUUAAAAUUCAAAACAUCACAUUUGAAUGGACGUAUUUACUGUUCAUUGUAUUAUUUUUGAUAAUGUGUAUAAUUUUUGCUAUCGUGCAAAUAAAAUAUAUGAACAAGGGAUUAAAGAUAUUAUACCAU
Molecule: messenger RNA, 2570 nt
Organism: Ciona intestinalis (vase tunicate)
Lineage: Eukaryota; Metazoa; Chordata; Ascidiacea; Phlebobranchia; Cionidae
Source: RefSeq, a predicted model, not a curated record